AUGGAAUACGACGGACUGUUGUACGGAUAAUAUUUCUCAGUUUUCAGGCUUUUGAGAAAUGAUGAACAGAACAAUGAGUCGGCAAGUAUUGAUAUUCUUGAUGGUGUUUCUUAAUUCGGCGCUUGGGCAGGUCAUCUACUCCAUUCCUGAAGAAUUGUCGAAAGGCUCAUUAGUCGGCAACAUUGCACAAGAUUUAGGUUUAGAUCUAAAGCGACUAAAAACAGGAAGAGCUCGCUUGCAUAUUGGAAACAGCGCAGAAUACAUCGUGUUGAAUAAAGAAAGGGGAGUUCUCCUCAUAAAAGAGAGAAUAGACCGAGAGGCGCUGUGCAAACAGACGACGCCGUGCGCUUUACAUUUUCAAAUCAUUUUAGAGAACCCAAUCGAGUUUUAUCGCGUUACUGUAGAAAUAACAGAUAUAAACGAUAAUGCACCCAUUUUCAAAAUGAACAGCAUGCUGUUUGAGAUCAGUGAAUCGGCUGUAAGAGGGGCAAAAUUUGUGUUGGAGAAAGCAUUUGAUUCUGAUGUUGGAAUAAAUGGACUGAGGAGCUACUCCCUUAAUCCAACAGAUAAUUUCGUCUUGAAACUGCAUGACCACACUGAUGGCGAGAAAGAAGUAGAGAUGAUAUUACAGAAGCCACUUGAUCGUGAGAAACAACAGGAAAUUUCCCUUGUGUUAACAGCAGUAGACGGAGGCGAACCACAGCUUUCAGGGACAGUGCAGAUCCACGUAACUGUAUUAGAUGCGAAUGACAAUGCUCCAGUAUUUAAACAGUCCAUGUACAGGGCGAGUUUAGCGGAAAACUCCCCAAAGGGAUCUUUAUUAACGACGGUAUCUGCGGCGGAUAUAGAUCAAGGUUCAUAUGGUUUGGUAACGUACUCCAUUUCGAGUAAUAGUGAUCUAAUUUUGGAUUUAUUUGAAAUAGAUGAGACGACUGGCGAGGUGCAUUUGAUUGGCGAAGUAGAUUAUGAAACAUCUAAACACUACCAGAUAGAUAUUAAGGCAAAAGAUCACGGGGGACUAACUGACUCAUGUAAAGUAAUAUUGGACAUUAUUGACGUGAACGACAACAAUCCCAUAAUAGAUUUGAUGUCAACUACACCAUCAAUACCAGAAGAUGCCAAAUUUCAAACAGUUGUUGCUGUUAUGAGUGUGCAUGACACCGACUCUGAUAAUAACGGAGUAGUUAAAUGCUUUUUGAGUGAAAAAAUCCCUUUUACAAUUGAAAAUUCAUCAAAAGGUUUCUAUAGUAUAGUAACAGAGAGUAAUUUGGACCGUGAGAGAGCCUCUGAGUAUAAUAUCACUGUGACUUGCUCUGAUGAGGGAGUCCCCUCCCUCUCCAGCAGCGUCACUCUCACCUUACAGAUCUCAGAUGUGAACGACAACGCGCCUGUCUUUGAGAGGAGCUCAUAUGAGGCCUACAUUGUAGAAAACAACACCCCAGGCCUCUCUAUAUUCACCGUGAAAGCCAGAGACGCUGACUGGAACCAGAAUGCCCGCGUCUCUUACAUACUGGAGGACUCCUCGGUUAACGGAGUGCCCGUCUCCACAUAUGUGUCUGUCAGUGCUGAUAGUGGAGUCAUCCAUGCAGUGCGCUCUUUUGACUACGAGCAGAUCAAAGAUUUCCAUUUUCGCGUCAAAGCGCAGGAUGGAGGUUCUCCUCCACUCAGUAGCAAUGUGAGUGUGAAAAUACUGAUCCAGGACCAAAACGACAACGCCCCUCAGGUUCUGUACCCAGUCCAGACUGGUGGCUCUCUGGUGGCAGAAAUGGUGCCUCGUUCAGCAGAGGUGGGCUAUCUGGUGACCAAAGUGGUUGCUGUUGAUGUGGACUCUGGCCAGAAUGCCUGGCUCUCCUAUAAACUGCAGAAAGCAACAGACAGGGCGCUGUUCGAAGUGGGCUUACAGAAUGGGGAAAUCAGAACUAUCCGCCAAGUCACUGAUAAAGAUGCUGUGAAACAACGGCUGACUGUUGUGGUGGAGGACAACGGCCAGCCCUCUCGUUCAGCUACAGUCAAUGUUAACGUGGCGGUGGCAGACAGCUUCCCUGAAGUGCUGUCGGAGUUCACCGACUUCACACAGGACAUGGAGUACAACGACAACCUGACUUUUUACUUGGUCUUGGCUUUGGCUGUGGUUUCUUUUCUGUUCAUCACGUGCCUGGUGGUUAUUAUAUCAGUGAAAAUCUACAGAUGGAGACAGUCUCGCAUCCUGUAUCAGUCCAACCUACCUGUGAUUCCAUAUUAUCCCCCACGUUACUCAGACACUUUGGGAACAGGGACUCUCCCACACGUGUACAAUUACGAGGUGUGCAGGACGACUGACUCCAGUAAGAGUGACUGUAAGUUCGGCAGAGCCGGUAGUCAGAACGUCCUGAUAAUGGAUCCCAGUUCAACAGGAACGAUGCAGCGGAUACAGAGUGACAAGAGCAUCCUGGAUGAACCAGACUCUCCUCUAGAGGUUAGACUUGUUUAA
Messenger RNA from Myripristis murdjan (pinecone soldierfish), 2470 nucleotides. RefSeq names its product protocadherin beta-16-like. The record is from RefSeq and is a predicted model, not a curated record. The coding region runs from base 59 to 2470 and encodes 803 amino acids. Gene Ontology annotation, molecular function: calcium ion binding. Gene Ontology annotation, biological process: homophilic cell-cell adhesion. Gene Ontology annotation, cellular component: plasma membrane. The transcript has a single exon. Lineage: Eukaryota; Metazoa; Chordata; Actinopteri; Holocentriformes; Holocentridae.